This is a messenger RNA of Xenopus laevis (African clawed frog), 2420 nucleotides long. RefSeq names its product ankyrin repeat and BTB (POZ) domain containing 1 L homeolog (gene abtb1.L). The transcript has 12 exons. The record is from RefSeq and is a predicted model, not a curated record. Bases 244 to 1677 code for a protein of 477 amino acids. Lineage: Eukaryota; Metazoa; Chordata; Amphibia; Anura; Pipidae.
UAGAAGUAGGAGACUGAUCGUGGGCGGAGUUUUCACAGGCUGUUAGGGUGGGAGCUUGAAUAUUGGGCGGGUUUUCGAGGCUGUCAGUAGCGGGCUCAGCUGUUUGCAGUCGGCGCUGAGAGCUCUCUCCUUUGGGCCCAAACUCUUGUCCCUCCGCAGCCUGUCACAGGCGUUCCGCUCGCUGCGCACCGAACCCGCCGGGUCAAUGAGCCGCUCCUUCCGCCCAGCGCCGGGCCCGGGCCAAUGGACACCAGCGACCUGUUCAGCAGCUGCAGAAAGGGAGACGUCUUCAGAGUGCGAUACCUUGUGGAGCAGAGAGACAUGGAACUGAAUGUGCGUGAUAAAUGGGACAGCACACCCUUGUACUAUGCCUGUCUUUGUGGACAUGAAGAACUUGUCCGUUACCUUUUAGCUAAUGGUGCCAAGUGUGAGGUGAACACGUUUGAUGGGGAGCGCUGUCUGUAUGGAGCUCUAAGUGACACCAUCCGAAGGCUGCUGAAGGAAUACAAACAGAUUACAGCCAAGUGCAUGCAGAGGGAUUACUAUGAUGACUUCCUACAGAGACUCCUGGAGCAAGGCUCUUACAGCGACACAACGUUUAUUGUACAUGGGGAAUCCUUCCGCGCUCACCAAUGCGUCCUCAGCGCUCGCAGUCCAUACUUUGCAGAGAUGUUCGACAACAAGUGGAAGGGGAAGAAUGUCAUUGGUCUGAAGCACCCACUGAUCAAUCCAGCUGCCUUUGGUUCCAUACUGCAGUAUUUAUAUACAGGCCACAUGGAUAUCGAUGUGGAACAUGUUGAAGACUGUAAGAGACUGGCCAAGCAGUGUCGGCUGCAAGAUCUCAUUGACGAUCUAGAGGAGAAGUGUAAAAAGGUCUACGAAUUUGUCUCCUCCAAGCCUGGAACUUGUGUAAAGGUAUUAAGUGUGGAACCCUCUGGGAAUGGCCGCCUUCAAGAGGAUCUAGCUAUUUUAGCAGACUGUGCCCUGCCAGCAGAACUGCGGGUGGGCUUUGGAGAGCUGCCAUUUGACAGUACAGAUAAUUUCAGCAGUUACCCUGAUGUCUGCUUCCAGAUUGCUGGUUACAAUUUUCUUUGUCACAAGUCUUUUUUUUGUGGCCGGAGUGACUAUUUCAAAGCCCUGUUAGAGGAUCACUUUUGCGAGAGCCAAGAGCUGCAGGCGCUGCCCAGUAUCCCAGCAAUCACGCUGCACAACAUCACGGAGGAGACCUUCAUGCGUGUCCUGUAUUAUAUUUAUAGCGAUGACACCGAGCUUUCCCCAGAUAAUGCCUACGAGGUGCUGUGUGUGGCAGACAUGUAUCUGUUGCCUGGACUGAAACGCUUGUGUGGAAAGACCUUGGCCCGGAUGUUGGAUGAGGACUGUGUCAUCGGCAUUUGGAAGGUUGCUAAGCUUUUCCAGCUGACGCGGCUAGAAGAUCAGUGCACGGAAUAUAUGGCCCGGAUCAUUGAGAAGCUGGUGGAUUCUGAGGAGUUUUCUGCAGCCAUUCGAGAGGACGCCGAGGCAGUGGAGGAACGCCAGGAGACAGACUCCAUCCCGCUCAUCGACGACAUCCGUUUCCAUAUCACAAGCAAUGUGCAGACCUACAGCGCCAUUGAGGAGGCCAAUCAGCGGCUUGAGGCUUUAGAGAAUUUGUUGGCCAAGUUAGAACUGGAAUGUUAAGCCCAAGAAGAACAGAAUAUAACGUAUCUUUAAAGGUUACCUCCAACAACAAAUGUAAUGUUCUAGAUCCAAAUGAUUCCAUCUAGAUCUCCAUCCAAAGCAGUCAGACAGUUUGUAGCCACACGUUUCCUCUCCAGCUGUUUCCGAACUACAGCUUCCAGCACCGUUACCUGAAAGGGGAGUUGUAGUUCAGUAACCAUGGAAGGAUGUCCAUAGCUGGCUCUGUUGUCUAAUAUCAGAUAUUUUAUUCUGCUGAGCAUUAUAGUACUGUACUAACGCUUUGCAUGGGGUAAAUAUGUUUACUAGGUGCUGGUGAAGUUAUUUGAUGCAGUUCAUGUGUCUUACUUAACCUCUGGCAUUUGGUGCGGCAAAUUAUACCUAGAAUAUAUAUUCUAUCUAUCACAGAGCAAGUGCAAAAUACCCCACCAUACACUGUGCAUAGUCGCUCAAUAGAACACGCAAUAUUAAUGCAGCUUGGAUGCACUGAAUAUAUAUUUGUUUGCACAGGCCGCUAUAUUUACAGUUCAAGUUGAUCUAAUAUUCGUAACACUCGCAAGCACGAAUUCUAAUAUUUCCCAAUCUUGAUGGUUGUUUUGACACCCAGGGGUGCUAAGACAUUAUGCAUCAACUUGCCCAAUGGAUAUCUGCAGCAAUAUAACAAGACGGGCCCAGACCAUAGCAGUUAGUGCUUUAAAGUGGACCUGUCACCCAGACACAAAAAUCUGUAUAAUAAAAGUCCUUUU